This is a messenger RNA of Loxodonta africana (African savanna elephant), 1740 nucleotides long. Its product is annotated as cytoplasmic polyadenylated homeobox-like protein 2. Gene Ontology annotation, molecular function: RNA polymerase II cis-regulatory region sequence-specific DNA binding; DNA-binding transcription factor activity, RNA polymerase II-specific. Gene Ontology annotation, cellular component: nucleus. Lineage: Eukaryota; Metazoa; Chordata; Mammalia; Proboscidea; Elephantidae. The coding region runs from base 1 to 1740 and encodes 579 amino acids. The record is from RefSeq and is a predicted model, not a curated record. Gene Ontology annotation, biological process: regulation of transcription by RNA polymerase II. The transcript has 4 exons.
AUGGAUUUGGAACAUGAGGUCCUCCACAGAGUUGCCAUGGAAAUGGCCUCCAUCCCAGGGCCCCAGAGAGCGGCCCAGGAGGGGAGCGGGGCCUGGGAGGGCCUUGGCAGUUCCCCAGCUGUGGAGUGUGGUCAUGAUGAAGAAAUAGGAACAGAACAGAAACGGAGAAAAGGAAAACAACGACAUAUAUUUACUGAGGAAGAAUUGCUCAUACUUAAUAAGAAAUUUUCAGAGAACCCUUACCCUGAUUUUACAACCAGAAGAGAACUGUCCAACCUAGUCCAUUGUUCUAUCGGUGUAAUUGCUACCUGGUUCCAGAAUAAGAGAAUUCGACUACCAGCUAAAGAGAGACGCAGAAUCUUCGUGGUUAAGAAGGGAAAAGCGUUCCCUGUCCAAGGUCACUCACCUUUAAGCCUUCAGGAUACCAAGCCCGAAGCUCCCAAGGAUGGCCCUGAGCAGAGCUUCUCUUAUGCCCAGGAGACUCAGCUGGGUAGAGCUGGCUGCUCCUCUGUGGAGACACAGGGGGUUCCCAGUCAACAGCUUGGCUUAGAUGGCUCUGGGGUUCCAAACAUUCAAAAGGAACCAGGCUAUGCUUUGGAGAAUUCAGGUAACACAGCAAACGGACUUUAUCCUGGCUCUGAGUUUCCCAGCUACAGAUCGGCACCUGGCCUUCAUUCUCCUGCAGCGUCUGUGGAGCAUUUUGACAGGGACAGGACCGAGAGACGGGAAAGUCAGUAUGCAAGCCCCUACCUUCCGUACCAGGUUUACAGUGCGCCUGGAGGGAGGCAGCAGCAGGAGGAGCGGAAGGAUAGUCCUUACUCCCUACUGCAAGGACAGCAGCAGAAUUGGUGGCAGUGUCAUCUCCAGCAGCCUCAACAGCCUCAGCAUUGUCAAGAGAAGCUGUGGUUCCAGCACCCAAGUCAUGGGGAUCUAGGGCAGCAGUUGCCCUCCCUUCAGGCCCAGGAGCAGAGUUGGUAUCCUCAAACCAACAGAGAGUCAUUGUCUUCUCAGCUGCAGCAGGCAGCUCCCCAAACAGUGGCCGGGUCACAGCCACUGCCUCCGGGGCAAGAUACGCAGAAUGGAGCUGCAGAACAACCCAGGGCCCAGCAGCAACAGCUUUGGGAUGAGCGGUCUGCUGGGGCCAUUGGCUGGGACUACGGAAGUACAUCCAGGAGAUGUGCCCUGGAGAGAGCCUGUACUAGAGCAUGUGGUGCAAAGCCAACAAGCACAAAGGCAGCAAGACAAGCCCAAGAGCAGCUGCAAUAUCUAAGGCAAUUUGUGCUUCAGAAGGAUGUUCUUGAACAGCCCUGCGCCAUCCAGGCACUCUCUCUCCGUCAGAGGCAAGACAUCGAACAAGAAGUACAGGAGUAUCAAGGACUCCACCAUAGCACUUUCGGAUGGGAGGGCCACAAGGCUGCUACUCUCUACUCCAUGAUCAGGACAGCAUCUGCAGGAUACGUAACAUGGUCUACAACGGCAGCGGUCAUACCCCCUCCAGCAGCCAGCCCCACUGAAGCCCUGGCUGUGAAGGGCACCCCAACAUCAGCCUGGCCUCCAUCCAUCCAAAAGGCAGCCCUCUCACGGAAGCUAGAGAGUCCUGUGCUGACGCAGGUGUGCAGCUCCCACCAUCAUGUCUUAGCUGACAGCUGCUGCCUCAGAAUCCCGACUCCUGUGACCAAGUCGCCUGUGCAUGUGGGACCAGGGAAACCAAGAUUUGAGGGUACCCGGCGGAGCACCUGA